AUGGCCUCCGCCAAAUUCACCGUCUUCCAGCCGGUCCCCGUCCCGUCGGGGCCGCCCGAGUACGAAGCGCAGCGCGCGUCCAUCCUGGCCGAGUUCGCCGCCAAGGUGCUGCGGGAGCUGUUCCUGCCGCAGGCCGUCUUCGACAGCGCGCCGAGGAACGUCACGGCCAUCCCGCGCGAGUGCGGGCUGCUGACGGCCGAGGAGCUCGCCAUCACGGAAAACUACGACGCCGUGACGCUCGCCGAGGCCAUGCGGACCCGCAAACUCACCGCCGUCGCCGUCGCCACGGCCUUCGCCAAGCGCGCCAUCAUCGCCCACCAGCUGACGAGCUGCCUGAGCGAGUGGUUCAUGGACGAGGCCGUCGCGCGCGCGCAAGAGCUCGAUGCGCACCUCGCGCGCACCGGCAUCACUGUCGGCCCGCUGCACGGCGUGCCCGUCAGCCUCAAAGAGAUAAUCCCGCUCGCCGGCCACACCAGCUCGACCGGACUCCUAGUGACGCGGCACGUCGACGACGCCGACAGCCAGCUGGUAGCGAUCCUGCGCGCCGCGGGAGCCGUCUUCUACUGCAAGACGGCGCAGCCGCAGGCGGUGAUGUCGUACGAGAGCGCGUCGCCGGCGGGCCGCGUGCUGAACCCGCACCACACGGGGCUGUCGGCGGGCGGGUCGUCGGGCGGCGAGGCCGCGCUGGUGGCGCUGCGCGGGUCGGUCCUGGGCAUCGGCUCCGACAUUGGCGGCAGCGUGCGCGGGCCCGCCGCCCUGUCCGGCGUCUACGGCUUCAAGUCGACGUCGGCGGCCCUGUUCCCCAUCCACGACUUUGUCAAGGGCGGCUUCGCGGCCACGAUGACCGUGCCUGCGGCUGCCGGCCCAAUCGCCUCGUCGCUGCGCGGCAUAGAUUUGUUUACUUCUGUGGUGCACGCCGCCCGCCCGUAUCUUCAGGAUCCCAGCCUCGCGCCGCUGCCGUGGUCUGGGCUAGCGGGUACAGGUUCUGCCAAAAAACCGCUCAAGGUCGGGUUCAUGACGCACGACGGCGCCAUCGUGCCGCAGCCGCCCGUGCUGCGCGCGCUGGCCUGGGCGCGCGCGCAGCUCGACGCGGCCGCGCCGGGACAGUUCGAGACAAAGGAUUUCGCGCCGUACGGCAGCGCGCAGGUGAUGGCCAGCCAGCGCGCGGCGUACUGGCCCGACGGCGGGCGCGGGCUCAAGGCGGCGCUGGCGGCCGCCGGCGAGCCCAUGUUCCCGCUGACGGAGUGGAUCAUCCGGGACGGUGCCGCGGCGACAGAGGUAACGGGCGAGAUGAGCGCGACAGGCGUGCUAGCGCUGCGUGUGGCGCGUGAUGCGUUCCGUGUCGCCUUUGCGGCGCACUGGACUGCGCAGGACGUCGACGUGGUCGUGUGUCCGGCCUUUGUCGGGCCCGCGCCAGUGCAUGAGACGGGGCUGUACUGGAAUUAUGCGGCGUUUUGGAAUUAUCUUGAUUAUCCUGGAGUGGCUGUGCCGACGCCUGUCACGGUGCUGGCCAAGGGUGGGGAGGGCUUUGCGGCGGAGCAUGCGGUCCCGCUGAGCGACGAGUGCAGACAUGUCAGGCAGCUGUGGGGGGAGGGCGACUUCGAGGGCGCGCCGGUCGGGCUGCAGAUUGUGGCUAGGAGGCACCAUGACAAUGAGCUGUUUGGCGCGCUCCACGUCAUGAAGGAGGCGUUGGGCUUGAAGUAA
Messenger RNA from Lasiosphaeria miniovina, 1704 nucleotides. RefSeq names its product amidase signature domain-containing protein. NCBI's taxonomy places the organism in Eukaryota, Fungi, Ascomycota, Sordariomycetes, Sordariales, Lasiosphaeriaceae. The record is from RefSeq and is a predicted model, not a curated record. The coding region runs from base 1 to 1704 and encodes 567 amino acids. The transcript has a single exon.